Messenger RNA from Exaiptasia diaphana, 1397 nucleotides. Its product is annotated as MAM and fibronectin type III domain-containing protein 1. The record is from RefSeq and is a predicted model, not a curated record. Gene Ontology annotation, molecular function: protein binding. The coding region runs from base 148 to 843 and encodes 231 amino acids. NCBI's taxonomy places the organism in Eukaryota, Metazoa, Cnidaria, Anthozoa, Actiniaria, Aiptasiidae. The transcript has 4 exons.
UUCAGAUUGAGUAUUUAUGACGCCCGAGGAUAUUCUGAACAAAAGUCAAGGAUUUGUGGCUCAAAGCGCUCUUUGACUUUCAACUUACUUGGUUAUGCUGAAUUACUACUAUAUUCUUGGACAAAACCAAAAUCAUGGUCGCCGCAUAUGUUCUCCUCUUUUUUCGUGCUUGAAAAUGGACUUGGAAAUUUUCCACCCAUCAAGUCAUGGAAUAUUUCGUCGUCCAUGAAAACUUCAACAUCAAUCAACGUCAGCUGGGAUGAAUACCCGGGAAAUGAAAGCGUCAGCAAAUACUUUGUGAUUUGCACUGCUAGAAAAGUUUCAUUUGCCUCAACCGAUGGGAAAAAAAAUAGUUUGGUGGUUCAAUACCUGUUAAAAAACACUAAAUAUAAUGUAACAGUACUGGCAAUACUUGGAAAUUCCUCGUGUUUUAACUGCGCAAGAGUUGAUGGGACUAUUUUCAAGAGUCAAGAAGUUAUUGUAAAGACGAGGAGGGACGACGUUCCAAGUACACCGCCUCAACAUGUCAAAGCAUGGACGUCUGGGUCAACUGUUGUUGUUUCUUGGAAGCCUGUUGACAAAGACUUCACAAAUGGUGUAAUUGUUGGAUACUAUGUUUACUAUCGCAAAGCCAGAUGGCAUUCUUGGGUUCUGCCUUUGAAAAAAGUAUACAUAAAGCCUAAUAAAACAAAGGCCUAUCUCAAAUUUUCUUGGAGUUAUGAACGUUACUGGAUCGAAGUAUCUGCCGCCACCAAAUUUGGAGAAGGUCCAAGAAGCAGAAAAAUAUACAUCACGUCACCACUGUAUGUCCCCACAUGGGAUUACACGAGGAUAUGGUGGUAAUAAGCAAAUACCAGCAAGACAGCACUUUCUUUCAAAACCCAAAUGCAGAACCCGAGCAAGGAUUAUAUGGUGAUUGCAAAACUUUAACCUGAGACAAGGCUGAGAGACCAGGCAGUCUCUUGAAGGGAAUUUGGGCAGAGAGAGAGCUAGAGAGCCUGGUACUAAGGGUAACAAAACUUUAUCCCCAAUGCUUUGUGCAUUGAAUGUGUGUGCUUAUAACUAAUAAUUGAUUAGUAAUGGCAUGCUUUAUAGUAAUUUAUGGACUACAAUUUUGGACAAAACUUCUCGAGACUUUGGCAUGAGUUUGGGAUAUUCAUCCACGCUUUUUGUGACUACCCAUGUUCGUCCAUAUUUGUCCUGCUUAAGGUUACUCCCAACUAACGGCGAGUUAGUUUUUAAAAAUCGCUCGCUUCGCAUCAAAAAUGCUCGUAUAGUUCUGAUUUUCACAUAUGUGAUAGAAGGAUUCCACUAUCAGAACUAUCAGAAGGUUUAAAAACCUUCUGGUGGUGUAUUUAAGGUUUUAAUCUGAUGCCGCGAUUGGCACACAAGCCGAU